AUGCUCAAAACUACAUACCGCUCUGCGGCUCCGGCACCAGCGCAGUCUCCUCUUCCACCGGGCUGGACCGAACACAAAGCCCCGACAGGGCACACAUACUAUUACAAUGCAGGGACGAAACAAUCGACCUACACACGCCCGACAGCACCGUCGGAGGAGCCUUUGCAAAUUGACUAUGGAGCCACCGAGCCCGAUCAUGUCAUGCGCGCGUCCAUGCAAGCGAUGGAGGAGUUUCAAAGGAACAACGCACCAGGUCCGGGCCAUUUCACUGGUGGGAAGAGCUACCAAGACCAUUCCCGUCGACGAGGGAACCAGGGAGACAGGCCGAAGUCGAAAGCACCCAUACCGGAUUGUUUUCCAUGGGUACUUGUGAAGACCAAACUAGGGCGACGGUUCGUCCACAACACAGAAACAAAGCAAAGUCUAUGGAAGUUUCCACAGGACGUGAUGAUGGCCGUGAUUGAAAUGGACAGGAAAGAAUGGGAAGCGAAAAAGAAAGCCGAAGAGCAGCCUGCCGAGUCUCGGGGUACGCAGAGGCAAGACUCGUCGUCCCAAGCGCGUUCUACAAGUCCAGGUCGACAAGAACAAGCACAGGGGCAAUCCGCCGAAGCAGCCCCGGCGGCACCACCAUCGGCGCCAGAAGACUACAACAGUGACUCGUACGAAGAAGUCGAGGUGACGGACGACGAGGACGAGGCGCACGCGAAACGUCUACGGUUGUCCGCGACACCACCGCCACCGUCCGGGCCUGUAGAAUUCAACGAAGACGACAUAGCAUGGCAACUCGCGGCAAUGGAAGACGACUACCCUGGCGACGAUACAUACUCCAACCCCGACGCGGGCGGGUACCAAAACGAAGGUGACGAAGAUCAAGAAGAAGACGAAGGCCUGCCACUCACAGACAUUGACAAGAUCGCUCUGUUCCGGUCCCUCCUCGACGACAGCGGCAUCUCGCCCUACUCGACAUUCGAAAAGCUGAUCGACGACAUGGCCGUCGUCGAAGAUGACCGCUGGGUCGCUCUGCCAAACACCGCGUCCCGCCGAGACGCUUUCGCGUCGUGGUCCAAAGACCGCAUUGCCGAGAUCCAGGAGCGCAAAAAGACCGAAGCGUCGACGGCCAAACCACGGGACGCCCGCGUCGAGUACCUACGCUUCCUGCACAGACACGCCACUCCCAAGCUAUACUGGCCCGAGUUCAAGCGCAAGUUUAGAAAGGAUCACGAGAUGCGUGACGGCGCUUUGACAGAGAAGGACCGCGAGAAGCUGUACCGCGAACUGGUGGCCAAGCUGAAGACCAGUGACGGCGACCGGAAAAAGGACCUUGUCGGUCUUCUCAAGAGCGUGGACAAAGCCAGUCUCAAACAGGGGUCUCGGACGAGUAUCGAUGGAUUGCCUGACGCUAUACUGCGAGACGUCCGAUUCUAUACGCUCGACCAAGGGCGGAGAGACGAGCUUGUCAAGACGUUCCUGGAGACGUGA
Molecule: messenger RNA, 1479 nt
Organism: Exophiala spinifera
Lineage: Eukaryota; Fungi; Ascomycota; Eurotiomycetes; Chaetothyriales; Herpotrichiellaceae
Exons: 1
Coding region: 1-1479 (492 amino acids)
Cellular component (GO): nucleus
Molecular function (GO): RNA polymerase binding; transcription coregulator activity
Source: RefSeq, a predicted model, not a curated record